AUGGUGCUCGGGUGUACAGAGGGGCCCCCUGCUAUUGAAUCGGCACAGGGGGCCCCCAACGAUUGGGGGCCUCCUGGGCCCGGGGGGUGCCCGGGCCCCCCGAGGGCCCUUGAGGUUGCAGGGCCCCCUGUAAUUAGGACUUGGAAGGAAUGGGGGACCCCCUGCUACCUAUCGCAGUGUCUACGCUGCUGCAGCGGUUGUGCUGCCUUAGGUAUAUCACGACUCCUUAGGAGGGGUAACAUUAUCUGUGCUCUGCAGCUGCUGCAGUUGGGGCCCACAGGGGCCCCCGCAGGGGCCCCCGUUGAGGUGUCUCUGCUGCAGCUGCAACCCCCUAAAGAGGUCUGCCCCGUGGCAGCAGCAGCGCUGAGGAAUAUAUCAUCAAAAGUAUUCUUUAGCAGCAGCAAGAGCGACAGCAGCAGCAGCAGCAGCGAAAGCAGCGACAGCAGCAGCAGCACCAGCGACAGCAGUAGCAGCAGCAGCGACAACAGCAGCAGCACGGUGGAAGUUUCUGCAGCCCCGGGGCCCGCUGGCCCUGGUGGUAGUGGUCUUGCCGCUGCGGCGGCGGCAGCAGCAGCCCCUGAUGCAGCAGCGCAAGCAGCAGCCCCUGCAGCAGCACCAGCAGCAGCAGCUCCUGCUGCUCCUUCAUGUUUCUGUCGCUAUUUGCCUCUUUGUGAAGACUGCUUAGGCAUACAGGGGGCCCCCCAUAGGGGUAUUGAGGGGGCCCCCAAGGGUUGCAAGAACUGCAGCAGGGGGCCCCUUCCUCCUAUAGUAGAAGCAGCACGACUAUCUCGUCUUUCUUUAAUGCCUUGGGGGGGCCCCUUAUUGAGGGAAUAUGUCUCUUCUUCAGCCUUAGCAGGUUUUAUGGGGCCCCCCCUUGGGGGCCCGCAGGGGGGCCCCCCUGAUGGGGCCCCCUCAGGGGUUCGUUUUUUGCGGUGUCUGUACACUUGGGGAUCGCAGGAUUCUUAUCUGUUGGGCCUUCCUUCUUUCUCGUGCCGCGGAGAUAAGAGAGAUAAGGCCCCUACAAGAGUACCCUUAAGGACGCUUAAUGCUGAGCAGCAGCAGCAGCAACAGCAGCAGCAGCAGGAGCAGCAGCAACGGGAGAAGGAGGAGGAGGAGCAGCAGCAGGAUAAGAAGGUUAAGGUUUUUACCUGCAGCAGCUGUGGGGGCCCCCAUUGCUUCCCCUCAGAGUGCCUAGGGAUAACAGGGGUAUACUGCGGCCCUGGGGCCUCUGCAGCAGCAACAAAUAGUACCCUUUGGGUGUGGGGCCCCGCAGCAGGAGGCAGCAAAGGGGUUGUUGUGGGGCCCCAACCCCUCCCCUUAACGAUACCCUCAUCUACUCUCCUGGACAUGGAGGCCCCUUCAUCAGCAAGGGGGGGCCCCGAGAAGCCCAUGCAUGUAGCGCAGGUUGCAUUAGGGUCUCGCCAUGGCUUAGCCCUCCUUAAGCGGGAGCCAUCGGGGGCCUCCUCCUUGGAGGUCCCCUUCCUGGGGCCCCCCUCUUGGGCGGACCCCAUGGGCCCACUGAGGGCCCCAAGCGGUGCUACGGGGGCCCCUGUUUCUGAAGACAAUGAGAGUACCGAAACCCUCCUCUAUGUGUGGGGCCCGGACCCUUUGUGGGGUGCAGGAGCAGCAGCAACAACAGCAGCAGCAGCAAACUCAGGAGCAGGAGGCAGCAAGGAUGGAAAGGGGCCUCCUCCUUUCGGGGGGCCCCAGCUGAUGUGCCACUCUGGUGGGGGGGCCCCCGAAAAGGGUCCGGGUAGGGGUCCCCUAAAGACAGAGCUUGAGACCCUCACGAGGCCGUACAAGGGCCCUAGGGGAUCCCAUCGAUCUGCUGCAGCUGAAGCAGCAGCAGCAGGAGCUGCAGGGGAGCCGCUGCUGCCUAUAAGGGGCCCCCUCCGGCUGUCUGUCUCUUCAGUUUCGGCAGGAGACAGACAUGCAUUGCUGCUGCUCGAUACAGGGGCCACCUUAACACUAGGGGCGAAUGAUAGGGGACAGUGCGGUUUGCCUCCUUCUGUCUCUUUUGUCUCCUCCCCUGAACUUCUCUCUCUUCCUCCUGUGGUGCAGCUAGCAGCAGCAGGUGCUGCUUCUGCUGCACUUGCAAAGGCACCUCAACAGGUUUUUGUAUGGGGCGCAUGCCCUGUUUCUCCGUCACCCCCUGGAGCAGCUAGCAACCAGCAGCAGCAGCAACAGCAACAGCAGCAACAGCAGCAGCAGCAACAGCGACGACGGCAAGAACAAGCCGCUCCGUCUGUAUUUGGCCGGGGCAGCAUAAGCAGCAGGACGAGCAGCAGCAGCAGUAGUAGUAGCGCCAGUAGUAGCAGCAGUAGCAGCAGCAGCAGCAACAAGAACUGGGAGUUAUUUUUCAAGCCUCUUCCUGUAAAGCUAAUGAGGACUCACUCAACUCCCUCUGGAGGGGCCCCCCAUGGGCCCCCAGGCGAGUGGCAGCAGCAGCCUAUGGGGCAUGGGGCCCCCUCGUUGCAGUUAAUAUGCGUAUCAGAUUAUGCAGGUGCUGCAAUUACUUCUAAUGGCUUGCCUGCGGAGAUGCAUUUCGUAUCUCAAGAGCAAGAGCCUUCCAAUGAGGGCCCCCAAGGGCCGUUCGAGGUGGGGGGGGGGCCCUCAGCGCUGUACCCUCUACCCAAGUUUUCUAGCAUCUCCUUUGGGGGCCCUUUAAAGCUGCUGGGGCUGACGGCUGAUGGCCUAUUGUAUUCUAUUCCCCUUAAAGCAGAAGCAGCAAGUGCUGCUGGUGCUCCUGCUGCUGCUGCAGCAGUCGCUAUAGGUACACCUCAGCUGCUGCCUUUGGGGGGCGUUGCAGCAGCAUCAUGCAGCAGCUGCCACGGCGCUGCUGCUGUCGUCUUAGCUCUACCUGAAUACCCUAUUCCCCUUCCCAUGGUGGAAGGGAAGAAGCAACAGCAGCAACAGCAACAGCAGCAACCGGAGCAACAGCAGCAACGGGAACAGCAACAACAGCAACAGCAGCAACAGGAACAACAGCAACGGCAGCAGCAGCAGAAACAGCAGCAGCGAGAGGAAUUUCCUUCUCUUGUGUCGUUUUGCUGCAGCAAAAUAGCUUCGCGUUGCUCUUGUCUUGCAGAUUUGCUGCAGCUCUCAGGUCUAAGCAGCAAGCUGCUGCUGCCGCAGCUGUUUGACUUUUGCUGCUGCGCUCUUCUGCUGAACCUUCCCUUGCUGCUGCUGCAGCUGCAGCAGCAGCAGCAGCACCACGUCCACCAGCCUCUCGUGCUGUACCGUGCUGCUGCUGCCGGCAUGCAGCACUUGCUAGCGCAGCUAGCGGAGGCAGGGGCCCUUAGUGUGUGGCCCCACAGCGUAGAAGGGUUGGGGGCCCCCCCAUUGGAGGACGUCUCUGAGGAAGGGCCCCCUGGUUCCCCACAAGGUAGUACUAGUGCCCUUGAGGACCCCCUAGCAGGUAGUAGUAGUAAUAGUACCCUUGGGGGCCCCGCAAGUGUGUGCCGCCUACCUGCUGUCUGUACCCUUAUCUCUCGCAACCCAGGGGCCCUUCUUGGUUGCUGUAGGGGGCCUCGUGAAGACAUUUGGUUGUCUCUAUUUGCUGCUGAGGAGGGGCCCCUAAAUGCUGCACUCCCGAAGAAAGAGGCCCCUGCAGCAGCACAAAGCGCUGCGGGGCCCGUUGCAGAGCAGGAGCAGCAGCUACAACAGCAACAACAGCAGCACCAACAACUACAGCAGGCCAACAAGGACUGCAAGCAGCAAAAGCGGCAAAAGCCGCAAGAGCGGAACAAGCAACGCCACGCCGUGCAGCAGCAGCAGCAACAACACCAGCAACAGCAGCAGCACCAGCAGCGUGAUCCUGAAGAGAGGCAGCAGGCGUGGGUCCAUCGGGGGCAUCGCCCUUUAGGGAGGUCUUCGUUAGAAGGCAGCAGCAGCAGCAGCAGCAGAACAAACGAAAGCAGCAGCAAAGAAGUACACCCUUUUAUAAAAAGGUCACAGCCACCUGCUGAGGGGCCUCUUAUAGCUAACUCGCUGGGGGCCCCCCUGUACCCUCACCCUAAGGAGGCCCCCCCCAGGGGUACCCGGAUGUCUUCUGCAUCGCCGGCUGUUGGGGCUCCCCAGUGGGUUGUUGCUGCAGCAGAGCCGAUGGGAGGGUCGCCCCAAGGGCCCCCCUCAGCAGCAGCAACAACAGCAGCAGCAGCAACAGGGAGAGGUGCUGCGGCCCCCUUUCAAGUAUCUUUGGAGACCCUCGUGCGUGUUAGGCCAAGCAGAAGGGCCAUUAAACUAAUGCAGCUGCGGGACGAAAGGGACCUUGCUGUAGAGCAGCAGCAGCAACAGCAACGGGAGCAGCAGCAACAGCUUCCCUCAAAGGUGGGCAAACAUCCAUGGGGGGCCCCCGCAGGAGAGCGAAAGGCGUGGGGAGGGGCCCCCAAGACGACGGGGGGGCCCCCUCCAGCGGCAAGCAUUAGGCAGGUAAUGGAGGAAGAGCUGUUGCAGCGGCAGCAGCAGCAGCAGCAGGAGGAGCAGCAGCAGCUGCUGCAGGAUCGGAUGCGUGCUUCUGAGGCCCCUCUUUCUACAGUAAAGAUGGGGGCACCUUUGAAAGUUCGGGGGGCCCCAGCGCAUGACCCCAGCUGCAACUGUUGGGGCCCCGCUGCUGCAGCAAGGGUACAGGGUACUGCAGCAAGGGGCCCCAGCUUAGCAGAGAUAGAAGAAGAAGAGAAAGAGACAGCCUUAGCAAUACUACUAGCAGAAGAAGCCAUCUAUUACGAGCAGCUAAUGCAGCAGUGGGGCCCCCAACAACUAGAGGGUACAGAGGGGCCCUCCCCGCAAGAGGUGGGAGGGGCCCUCCAGGGGGGCCCCGCAAACACAGGGCAGCAGGGGCACCCCAGCAAAGGCACAAGACCCAGUGCAGCAAAAGGCAGAGGCAGAGGGGGGCCCCCACGAACAGGGCCCAGAGGGAAUGGCAACAACAGGGGCCCCUCAAGAUCCUCAGGGGGGCCCCCAGUGGGGUCACCAAACACCAAACGAUCGGGGGCCCCCUCAUCGGGCCCCCCGAAACCCUCGGGAGGGAACUCAAGGGGGGCCCCUAGAUCGGCAGGGCCUCCUAGAGGCAAGCGCCACUCUACAGGGGCCCCCAGAUUCUUUGCGUGUAUUGAUAGCUUCUUGUGCAGCAGCAACAAUAGAGGUUAA
Eimeria maxima is the source of this 5148-nucleotide messenger RNA. RefSeq lists its product as hypothetical. Gene Ontology annotation, cellular component: nucleus. The record is from RefSeq and is a predicted model, not a curated record. Gene Ontology annotation, molecular function: aspartic-type endopeptidase activity. Gene Ontology annotation, biological process: proteolysis. The transcript has 6 exons. The coding region runs from base 1 to 5148 and encodes 1715 amino acids. Lineage: Eukaryota; Apicomplexa; Conoidasida; Eucoccidiorida; Eimeriidae.